AUGGCAGACCCAACCUUCAGAACCCCCCGCCUCACAAUCUCCCACCUGGACCCCUCAAACCCCUCACACUGCAAUUUCCUCGUCUCCCUCUGGAACACACCCGAAUUCAUCUCCAUGCUCGGCGGCAAGCCCACCUCUAUAACCAAGCCUUCCGCCGCUCAAGCUCUAAUCCAAAGUCGCUUUGUUGCUGAACAUGCCCGCAAUGGCUAUGGAAUGUAUCUGGUCUCUUUGACUGAGGACAACACUCUGAUCGGUACUGCGAGUUUGAUGCGUGGAAAGGACUCUGCGUUGAAGGCUCCUGAUGUGGGAUUUGCUAUGUUGUCGGAGUUCAUGAGGAAGGGGUAUGCUGUUGAGGCUGCUAAGGGCUUGGUUGAGUAUGCUGAUAGAGAAUUGGGGGUGAAAGCUGUGUUUGGGUUUUGUGAUGAGGGGAACGAGGCUAGUAACGGUGUGCUGAGGAAACUGGGUAUGAGGUGGGAAGGUGUCAGACCGGUCAAGGAGUUCGACAACAAGGAGACAGCGGUGUGGAGUUGGGGUAUGAAGGAUGUCAAGGACUGGGGCCUUGAGUGA
Messenger RNA from Aureobasidium namibiae CBS 147.97, 567 nucleotides. Its product is annotated as acyl-CoA N-acyltransferase. Gene Ontology annotation, molecular function: acyltransferase activity, transferring groups other than amino-acyl groups. The record is from RefSeq and is a predicted model, not a curated record. Lineage: Eukaryota; Fungi; Ascomycota; Dothideomycetes; Dothideales; Saccotheciaceae. The transcript has a single exon. Bases 1 to 567 code for a protein of 188 amino acids.